AUGUCUGUACACGCAGUAUUCAUUGCUGGAUUUCUACUGAGAUAUACCAUCGGAAGAAAGGUCUUUCCAUGUGCGCUCUAUACUUUGCUCUAUUUCUUAUUACCAGCAGCUGUUUCAUUGCCGACGACCUUGCGGUGCAUUCGUAUUUACACUUUGUAUCGGUUGAACUUGUUCAAGACCAAUAUCUUUGAUAUCGACCAUGUGCCAGCAAAGCCUUCUUCGGACAAGGAGAAGAAUCAUCAUAAUGAUGGAUCGAACCAAGCUCUCAAGCAUCAAACAGGAACGAGUAAUGGUGCCGAGACACCAAUCAUCAAACAAGAAGAAGAAGAAGAGGAAUUAAUGGAAACUUCUUCGAGUAGGAUGACCGCACAAGUAAGCGGCUCGACGGAUGAAAAGCACACAAUCGUUGACAAUAAGCAACAACAAGAACCAUCACCAUCAUCAACCACAACCUCUCAAGUAGUACUUCUACUCCCACCAGCAGAUACAUCGGGAAUGACUGAUUCAAGUGCUAUUGUUACAUCAACCCACACCACUACCACUACUGCCACUACCACGAACACUCCAACUGCUGUGGAAGAUGAAGCUCUUCUGAAGCUCGAGAAUCCCAUGAGUAUCAUCGUUCGCCAACAACAAGCCAUCGAUGGUCUCUCCUCUCUUUCAUCCGUUCAUACUGAUAUCAUUACCAACAAUACCAACAACAACAUGAACAACACGGACCCAACUGAUGAUAAAGAAUUCACCUUUACCUUAAAUUCAAAAUCUGUGUGGGACAUUUCAGAUUCGAGUCAAGAAGUGAAAGCACAAAUUCGUAUCAUGCAAACCCUUUCCUUUCUCUCCAGUUACAAAUUCAUGAUCCUAUCCUAUUCAGUCUUAAUUGUAUUUCAAGUGGUGCUGUGGCUACUCUUCGGAGGUAUUGAAGAAAUCAUAUUCUCAUCAUCAUCCUCUCAACAACAAGAAAAUCAAAGAGUUUUCCUUCUCGAGGGAGGUCUUUUCGUAUUCAAUCAUGGAUGUGGACUCUCCACCAAUUUUAUCAUCAUCUUUGCCUGUGUUUCCAUCUUGUACAUUGUUUUAGAAAUUAUUGCCUUAAUCCUGUGUUUUAGAGCUGAUCGGGAUACUUGGAACAUGAAACGAGAUACCAUUCUAUUGGUGAUUCUUCAAGUGAUUUGUGUGAUUUUAUUUGGAAUUACUGGAAAUGUUUCCUUCAUUGUCAAUCUGACGGAUUACCUGCUGCCUUAUGGCUACACCUUGGUCAUGUAUUCGUUUUUUGAAAUUUUAAUUUACAUGUUUGUUCCAUUGUUGAAGGCAUUGAGAGAGGAAAAACGAUUCAACAACAGUGAUAGCCAUCGGAGUAACAAUCAUCAUCAUCAUCAUGGAAAGAAUCUUGGUUUGAAAAUGAUGUGGUCACAAAGACGUCAUGAAGGAAAGAGUUUGUCUCCUUCUUCGUCAGUUUCAACUCCAACGAAUGCCUCCAUGGGCGCCUCUUAUAAGAACACCCAACAUCAGUCUGAGAUUGAGAGAAUUCUUUUGAAUAAGAGAACGUAUGACAUCAUGUUGGAUUUUGCAAGACGUUCGUACUGUGUGGAGAGUGUGUUGGCUUGGAGAGAUAUUCGAAGGUUUAAAUCGAGCCGAAUUCAUAAGAAAAAAAUCGCUCAACACAUUGUGAAUACCUAUCUCACGGUUGGAAGCCCUUUUGAAUUGAAUAUUUCAAAUAUUGAAAAAAAGAGACAAGAAUAUUUGACAAUUCUGAAUAGUGACACGAAGAUUACGUCUCCUUUCUUUGAUAAGCUCGAAGAACAUUGCUUGUACGAUAUGAGGGAUGUGUUUACGAGAUUGAGAAAUGCAAACAAGGAAAUUGAUGAUUUGGUGAAUUCAUUUGAUUGA
Molecule: messenger RNA, 1884 nt
Organism: Naegleria fowleri
Lineage: Eukaryota; Heterolobosea; Eutetramitea; Acrasida; Naegleriidae
Exons: 1
Coding region: 1-1884 (627 amino acids)
Source: RefSeq, a predicted model, not a curated record